AUGUCCUUUAACAAAUCAUCAAUCAAAACUGUUGACUGCAAAGGAAAGCGCGUUUUGAUGCGGUAAGCCAUACUUUUGUUUGAUGUCAGUUUAGUCCAAAUAGCCUUUUUUAAUUCACCUUAGAUAUAUCGGUCAUAUUUUAGCGUCUUUAUAAGUUUACUUGGGUAAUCUUACUGUUAUUAAGAAAAUGCCAUGUCUUGUUUUCAGUGUUGACUUCAAUGUACCACUGAAGGGGAAAGAGAUCACAAACAACCAAAGGUAUCUUGUAAAAUAUUGCAGACGUGCGGUUGGUCGCGUACCUGUGUAAACAGUACCCCACCCACCUACCCGUCCCCUAUGGCACUGUCCUGUCCCCCAUGCCACCUCAAAUAGUGGGCCAAUAUUGGUUCUAGAUAAUGUGAACGCUCAAAGAAUCCGCGUUUUUAUUUAUUUAGUUAUUUCUCCAGGUGUAGGGAAAUUAUUUUCCUCUUUUUUUCAAUUGUGUUUGUUUUUGUUUGUCUAUAUGUUUUUAAAAAUUGCCGAAAUCUCAAUUCUCAACAUUUAACUUUUUGUUAUAGUGAAUGUAAAUGGUAUAUAGUGGACUAUAAAACAAUGUACAAAUGACCAAAUUAAUGGAAUUCAUCUUUUCUCUUCUUGCAAUUUAUUUCUGUAGGAUAGAAAGAAUUUGUUAUUUGAAAAUAAUUUCCAACAAAUGUUCCAAUUAGGUUUUUGUUUGUAGACCCCUUGUAGAGGUCAGAUAUUUAUAAGGCUGAUUAACCACUUGUAUUAUUGGCAAGUGUUCAACUGUGGAUAAAUGAGUGAAAAAAGAUUACAACAGUCAUUCUGUCUAUAAUUUUUCUAUUUUUCUAAGGAUUGUAGCUGCCCUGCCGAGUGUCCGUCAUUGUUUGGAUAAUGGUGCUCAAAGUGUGGUGUUGAUGAGCCAUUUAGGAAGACCUGACGGCAAAGUAGUCGAGAAAUAUUCUCUGGCCCCUGUUGCUGAUGAGGUGAAAAAAAUAUUACAAAGGUAAAAACCAAACAUUUUGACCCAGUUAUUUGUAUAUGUACGCUCCCUUUAAUUUUUACUUUUUUUGCUCAUGAAUUAUGUAACAUUAAUUUUCUACAUAUACAGGGAUGUGACCUUUCUUCCUGACUGUGUGGGUCCUGAAGUGGAGGAAGCAUGUAAAAACCCAAAGGCUGGUAUGAUGCUUUUAACUUAGAAGAGGGUGGGGGCAGUUUUCAGAAACCCUGUUUUUUCUUGUGGGUCAAUCAUUCCAGUUGGCAUAUUGCUUUAUCUAAUGCUGAUAGCUGAAAGAAGUACAGCCCUGUUAUUAGAAUCCAAAGUUACUACAGCUUCUGGUUGACAGUUUAUGUGGGUGUUGCUUUAUACCUUCUGUCAUUAUCCAGGCAAGUGCCUCUCUCUCAGUAAGGGUGGACCCUUAACUCUGAUGGCAAUUGAAGGGUUGCAUUGAGUAAGUGACUCCAGGCUUUUGUAAUGCCAAAUUCUUCCUUUGAUUUACAAAGGUGUACAUGAAAAUUAGAAGGAGAAUUUAGUGGUUUAUGAGAAGCCCUUUGGGAAAAAGUCCAGCCACUCCUUCAAUAUGCAUGCUAACAUAAUUUGCCAUUUACACUUUGCAUUAUUUUUAUUAAUAAUUUAUCAAGGCUCAGUGAUCUUGCUGGAAAACCUACGUUUCCACAUUGAAGAGGAAGGCAAAGGAGUCGAUAGUGAAGGAAACAAGGUGCUACAUAGUUUAUAGCAAUAAUUUUGUUUAUAUUUAUAACAUUUUUUUGUUUGAUUACUUUGUUCAGGAUUUUUCACACUUUUUUCUUGAUACUGUCAGUGUGGGCACUGUGCUUUUGCCUCUUGUAGGCCAGUUAAUGCUAUCAACUGAAGGUUCAUGACAAUUUACUUAGGGGGGAAAUUGGAUUAAAAUACAUGGUAGCAUUCCAUCUAGAUUUAAGUAAUGCACUCCCAGGUGCUUACUUUAACAGAAACCAUGUUGCAGGUGUAUUCAUCCAUGGCUAGCAAUAUCGAUAUCAGAACUUUCAAGUUUUUAUCAUAAAACUGAUAAAAUAGCCAUUGGGAGUAGAUGCCUUGGAACUGAAGGAAAGUGCCAUUUAGCAUGGUGUGGUUUGACAGAUUAUCUACCAGUAAUAACAUGAGCUAGCAACAGUUUCUUGGUUGUGUGACAGGUUAAGGCAAGCAAAGAGGAUGUGCAAAAAUUCCGUGAUUCAUUAGCAAAGUUAGGAGACAUUUAUGUUAACGAUGCUUUUGGCACUGCUCAUCGAGCUCACAGGUAGAGAAACAACAUUUUUAUUCCAUUAACCACUCUGUUAUUCCAGCAUGUUUGUGAUUGAUUCUGCUGUGUGUUGUAUGUAACCACUUGAACAAACAAAAACAAAAUUGAUAUUUCUUUGCAAAAUUUGACUUUGCUUGGUACACAGAGAUGCAAGCUUUUGUAUUCCUUUGACUGUAGUGGCCAACUUAUACCAGGCUUUUUUUGUAUUAAUGUUUUUGUAGCUCUAUGGUGGGUGUUCAGCUGCCUCAGAGGGUUGCUGGAUUUUUGAUGGAGAAAGAGCUGGUCUACUUCUCCAGGGCAAUGGAGAAACCUGACAGACCGUAUCUGGCUAUCUUAGGAGGGUGAGUGUAAAAUGGCAUUGAAUAUAAUUACCUCCUCAACUCAAAUUCCUUGCCAGUAUCAACAAAAUUCACUUUGCUACAACUUUAUUCAUUAUGGUUAUCACUUAUUUUUGAGCCCAUUUUUUUUACUUCAUAUUUCAUAUUUACAAUUUUAGGCCAAAAUAAUGGACUCUACAGCACGGCCUUACUCUGUCCCACAAAAAAUGUAUGAAUAUCAUAAUAUUAAACCUUCAUUAAAAAUAAUAUUUUAUAAAGCUCUGCUUUCACCUUUUGCUUUUUACUCUAGUGCCAAAGUAGCUGAUAAAAUUUUACUUAUUGAGAAUUUACUGGAUAAAGUGAAUGACAUGAUCAUUGGUGGUGGAAUGGCUUACACAUUUGUCAAAGUUCUUCAUAACAUGGAGGUGAGUUGCAGUUUUGAGCUUUAACUUUAGAAAGGUCUGAAAAGAUGCAAUCGUAGAGAAGAAUAUCAUGGCUCUUAAUCGCCCAUGCUUAGAUCAGUAAAGUUCUAAUUGAUAAUCUUAUCCUUGCUAAUGAAAUUUAAGGUAAAAUUUAAGAUCGUCCAAAAAGCAAUUGCAACCCAUUGGUAAUUUGUAACAGUCACCGUAUGACUGACAAAAUUCAGGCCAAUGGUGCAGUAAUCCUCCUCCCCUUCUCUUUUCAGUGUUCGGUUUCAUGGGUAUUUAAGGCUACGUAGGGCAACACAGAAAGAAAAGAAUCAAAUGUGGAACCUCUUACACAGAAGGCUGUGCACUAACCUCUGCAAUGAUAGAUUCCAAUGAAGCACUGACUUUCAGUUAUAAUCAUUUCAAACAACUUCUUUCAUUGUUGGUAUUUGUGCUUGUGGUUUCCACCCAUUUAUAGUGUCUGUAGUAACUACAAAAGCUUGUUUGUACUGGUAAAUCAACUGUUGAUUUACCAGUACAAACAAGCUAGCUGCAAUAAUUUCUUUUUCAGAUUGGAAAGUCACUGUUUGAUGAAGAAGGAUCAAAAAUAAUCCAGAAGAUUUGUGAUAAAGCCAAAGAAAAGGGAGUGAAUCUCCAUUUACCAACAGAUUUUGUCGCUGCUAGUAAAUUUGCUGAGGAUGCUGAGGUAACAGUUUAGUUUAAUUAUUUUUAUAGCAUAGUGUUUAUGCUCGAAAUAGCCAAGGACGCUGCAGGAAAACAUCUUGAUUUUUGUUUCUCUAAUCAGACAAUAGUGCUUAAUGUUUUGUUGAUUAUUUUAUAGACUAAGCCAGCUAAUCUUGAAACUGGAAUUCCUGCAGACUGGAUGGUAAUUAGAAACAUUUGUGUAGUUUGUUGUUUUCAUCUGGCAUCUACUUGUAUAUUUACAGUUUAUGUAAUCUGUUUCUUAUAUGUUUGCAGUGGGUAACAUUUUAGCUUUGAGACAAUGUUUGCGAUAGUCUAUUUGUACUUUUAUUUGGUCAUAACUUUGCUGUUUGCUAUUCUAUGCAAGUAUUACUGACUGAGUUUCAACUGAAUAAAAAUAGUCCAAUAUGCAUUUUUUUUUCCUGAACAAGUCUAAGCACACAAUGAUCACCAUUUCUGUGAAUAACUCUCUAUAGGGACUGGAUAUUGGGCCUGAAAGUGUCAAGAAAUUCAAGGAAGUAGUGAUGCAAGCUAAAACUAUUGUUUGGAAUGGGUAAGGCUGAGUUGUUUUCUAUUCAAUCUAGAUAACUAAGAGACGAAAAUAACUUCAACUUUUACAGAAGUCAUUAAAUAAAAGUUGUGUGUGUAUGUAUAUUGCAGUCCAAUGGGUGUCUUUGAAAUGGCUAAAUUUGAAGUAGGAACCAAAGGUAUUAUGGAUGCAGUUGUGGCAGCAACAAAAGCUGGUGCCUCGUCUAUUAUAGGUACGUUAACAUUCAGAGGCCUGUCUCUUGCAAUUCCCAAUGGUUUAACAGUGGCCCAGAAAGCUGUUGUUUACAUUCAAGACACAUGUUUCAAUAGUUUUGCAAAUAUUAUGAUAAAAAUGUCAUUUACUUUAUUUACUUCUUAUUAUUCACCCUUUUACCCUUAAUUACAGCAAGAAUAAACCAAACCUGAGAAUUGGAGUGGGUGUUCUUGUGUGUGGCUACGCUGGGCAGUGUUUUCUUGAAUAAGUGUACUGAGUGAAUGAGCAAUUGAAUAGAUCAAAACACUUGUUUUUUGAAACUAAAAAUAAGAUAGUGGGUCGGGUUAUUAGGAUGUCUCUGUUUCUUUCUCCUAUUUCUUUUACUUACACCACAAUCACUGUACAUUAAUUCAGUGGUUACUGAACAUUAUUGUUAGGUGGAGGUGAUACUGCAACAUGCUGUGCUAAGUAUGGUACAGAAGAACUGGUCAGUCACGUCAGUACUGGGGGAGGUGCUUCCCUUGAGCUCUUGGAAGGUAAAUAUCUUUGAUUUUCUUGAUCUAGAGGAAUAUUAUUAAGAAACUAAAUUUUGCGUUUUUUAUGUCGGUUGUGUGGAAUUUUUUAUGUCGUCUGUUUGAAAUGAGGAUUGUGCCGCUUAGCACACAUGGUAAUCUUCUGUGGCCAUACGAAUUCCACAAAAUAAAACACAUAAGAUCAUAGAACACUAUCGCUACUCCUGCUAGUAUCCUUGUUUUCCAUGCUGUGAAUGUAACUACUGCUUGCCUGUAUAAUUUACUCUAUAAUGAUGGUUUGUCCAUCUUAAAGUGUCUGCAGUACGUAGUAUCCAAUUAUGCAGGAAAUAAUAUGAUAAACUAUAUGUAAAUAAUAAUUAUUUACAUAUUAUAGUAAUACUUUAUUCCAUUCCUUGGGAUCAAAGCUGAAGAAAAAUAUGUGUUGUUUUAUUUGUAGGUAAGACUCUCCCAGGAGUGGCUGCUCUUUCGGACGCAUGA
Messenger RNA from Porites evermanni, 5454 nucleotides. NCBI's taxonomy places the organism in Eukaryota, Metazoa, Cnidaria, Anthozoa, Scleractinia, Poritidae. The record is from the annotation of a GenBank genome assembly.